AUGAGAUUGCUCGGACAAUUGCAGCAAUUGGCGAUCAGGAAGAAAAAUAUUAAACAGCUCGUAACCAGAUCGAUGCUGAUUGGAGAUUUCAGGCAAGCAGGAAAAGUGGUACCGUUGAAACCAUCGAAAACCACCAUCUGCUACUUUGUGGGGGCAGCCUACGCUUCGACUUUGGGAGGAUGCGGUACCAUCGUUGGAUCCGGAACCAAUCUGACCUUCAAGGGCAUCUACGAGAGCCGCUUCCCAACCGCGCCCGGAAUCGAUUUUCCCAAAUUCAUGUUCUACAACGUGCCCGGAAUGUUGAUCUACACAUUCCUGACCUGGGCCUAUCUGCAGUGGCUCUACAUGGGUAUGUUCCGACCAAACAGCCCCGAGGCAAAGGCGGCAGAAAUCGGAAAAGAAGGUGAAGCCGUUGCCCGUCGGGUUAUCGAGACCCGCUAUCAGGAACUUGGACCGAUGAGCUCCCACGAAAAGAGUGUCGCAUUUUUGUUUGUCGUUGCCGUUGUGCUGUUCUUUACCCGGGAACCCGGUUUCAUUACCGGUUGGGCAGAUUUGCUACCGGCAGUUAAAAUUAAGGAUGCAACUCCAGCCAUGUUCGUCGUUAUAGUAUUCUUCAUGAUUCCUGCCAACUGGAGGUGUUUGAAGUUCCUCAGGAGAAAUCCCGGUCGGCUACCAAACGAAGCCACGCCAGGGUUAAUUACAUGGAAGUACAUCAAUCAGAAGGUUCCAUGGAGUCUGAUUUUCCUGUUGGGUGGUGGAUUUGCUUUGGCGGAAGGAGGCCGAGUAUCCGGAAUGUCCCAACUGCUGGGUCAAUCGCUAUCCGGACUGAAAACCUUGCCCCCGCUACUGCUUCUGUUCGUAGUUUGUCUUACUGCACAAAUUCUUACCGAAUUUACCUCCAAUGUUGCUAUCUGUAAUAUUAUGCUGCCAGUACUGGCAGAAAUGGCGAUCGCAAUCGAACUUCAUCCCCUGUAUCUGAUGUUGCCAGCCGCGUUAUCCUGCAGUUUUGCCUUCCACAUGCCCGUGGGAACUCCUCCGAAUGCCAUCGUGGCUGGUGUUGGCAACAUUGCCAUCAAGGACAUGGCCGUGGCCGGCAUUGGACCAACGAUAUUCACGCUCAUUGUGGUUUGGGCCAGUUUUCCGACCUGGGGAGCGAUCGUAUAUCCGGAGCUGGCCACAUUCCCAGACUGGGCUCGACCGAUGAAUGCGACAGCAACCUGAAUGGAAGGAUUCUUUAAAAGCUACUGAUUACCAUAAUGAUUUUCGCAUCGGAUGUGAAGCAGCCCCAAUACAUAUUUGAACCAAAUUUUGUGCCAAAAAAAUCAGAAUAUAUUUUUGCGAUAGUUAAUUAUUUAGUUAAAUUUUCGAAAGCUGCGAGAGAGAAAAAUAAUGAAAAAAGUGAUCAAAUGGUUUGUGAUGUUUCUGAAACGCAUACAAGGUUUCGAAAAAAAAAAUCAAACAUUGUUCUAAAAUAUUUCUUGAACAAUCAAACUCAAAGUAACUGAUUCUUUAUCAAUGAGCAUUUGUUUUUCUAGAAUUUAAACUUUCUCGCAAACAUGCAUAUCAACUGAUAAAAUCAACGUAUUACUAGCUUGCGUAUGGUUCGGUUUAUACUCAUCAAUCGAGUUCAGUUUUAAAACAAUAGUUUAACUCAAUAACAAUUAUCGAAACCUUCUUGACGUCUUCCAGUGUGUUGCAGAGCGUACUCAGUAAAAUGUUAAACAAACUGUAUGUAGCUGUUGGUAGCUGGCACAAUAACAAAAAUGUUGAAAUAAUGCACAAAGUUUGAACGAAAAGUAUAGGACAUAAAGUUCGGAUUCUGUGUGAUGGUGACUUAACGAAACCAAUCGAAAUAGAUGACAAUUGUUGAUAAAAUACUACUUACGGUAGACACUAGAUUAGUUAAUAAACAAA
Molecule: messenger RNA, 1914 nt
Organism: Uranotaenia lowii
Lineage: Eukaryota; Metazoa; Arthropoda; Insecta; Diptera; Culicidae
Product: protein I'm not dead yet-like
Exons: 6
Coding region: 1-1221 (406 amino acids)
Biological process (GO): monoatomic anion transmembrane transport; citrate transport
Cellular component (GO): membrane
Molecular function (GO): succinate transmembrane transporter activity; citrate transmembrane transporter activity
Source: RefSeq, a predicted model, not a curated record